This is a messenger RNA of Clarias gariepinus (North African catfish), 4295 nucleotides long. RefSeq names its product GRB2-associated binding protein 1 (gene gab1). Lineage: Eukaryota; Metazoa; Chordata; Actinopteri; Siluriformes; Clariidae. The record is from RefSeq and is a predicted model, not a curated record. The coding region runs from base 555 to 2711 and encodes 718 amino acids. The transcript is spliced from 12 exons.
GCAGAAAGAAGGAGGGAGGUUGAGUUUUGAGGGAAAAGUGUCGACGGUUCUGCGCGUCAAUCACCGAGCGAAACUGGAGGGUAGGUCGAGUGAAACUGGGGCAGUUAAAAGGAAAAGCUCGCACCAUGUGCGGGGAAAAGCCUGGGAGUUGAGUUUAGUAUUAGUAAUUAAAACAUACCAGCGCGGUGUGUGUGUGUGUUUUUUUUUCUUUUUUGGGGAGCGAAGAACUUGGAGUGUGUCAAGCCUGGGACUGGGGAAGGCAGAGGACGUGUCUGAGGUGAAGAAGAAGGGGGAAAAAACAGGAUUAUUCCACCUUCACAAGUGUGUGAACUUGUAAAAAAAAAAAAAAAAAAUGCCCCAGUAGACCCGGAUUCUAUCUGUUAGAGGUGUUUCUACGCGUCCUGGAUGGUUUUUAUUGAAGAAGAAGAAGAAGAAAAAAACAUAAAGGGAUUAUUUAAAGCGAGCCUGAGUGCACGAGCCGAAGUGCACGAGCCGAGCCUGGAUACACCGAGGCUGGUUUUUCGCAUCAAAGGAGUAACAAAGACCGCGGGAAGAUGAGCGGGGGAGACGUGGUGUGCUCGGGCUGGCUGAGAAAGUCUCCACCGGAAAAAAAGUUGCGCCGUUAUGCAUGGAAGAAGCGGUGGUUCGUUUUGCGCAGUGGGCGAAUGACGGGAGACCCGGACGUGCUGGAGUAUUACAAAAAUGACCACGUGAAGAAGCCCAUCCGAGUGAUCGACCUGAACCUGUGCGAGCAGGUGGACGCCGGGCUCAGCUUCAACAAGAAGGAGCUGGAGCACAGCUUCAUCUUCGACAUCAAGACCAUCGACCGAGUCUUCUACCUGGUGGCUGACACUGAGGAGGAGAUGAACAAGUGGGUGCGCUGCAUCUGUGACAUCUGUGGCUUCAACCCCACCGAGACAGAUGACUCGGCGAAAGCGUCUCACCAGGCUGCACUGCCUGGAAAUUUGGUGGUGGACGUACCUCCUCGAUCUGGGCUGAUGGGAUCCUCUGCACUACCCAGCGUGCCCCCUCCGUACCAGCCAGUCAGCGUUGGACACCUGGACUCCUCCUCCAGCCUGGACGACACCCAGGACUACCUGCUGCUGCGCCACUGUGAGAGCAAGAAACCCGAGCCCAGCAGACACGACUGCUCGAAGUCUACCUCCUCGGAGCCGGACUGCAACGACAACCUCCCAUCUCACCGCACGCCGACUCCUUCAACCUCCACAGCCAAGCAUGCGUCGGUCAACGGCUUCUUCUCUUCCCAACACGGCCCGCUGUACGACUCGCCUCCACCGCGGGGGGCGAGUGUGUCGAUGGAGGCGCAGGCUCUGUACCAACUCCCCCGCAGCCGGUCUCAGGACACCGUGCUGCUACCGAAAAGCGCGACCUUGUCGGGCAUCGCCGACCCGGACGCCUCGGACGUCUACGUCUUCAACACGCCCGCGCGAAAGCCUUCGCUCGAGGCUCAGCUCAGGAAGAUAUCUGUCAGCUACGACAUCCCGACCACGCCUGGCAGCAACUGCACCUAUCAGGUGCCCCGCACGGCGGGGGGUGCGGAGGCCGCGGGGUCAGACGCGGUGCCGCCUCCUCGGCCGCCCAAACCCUCGGCGGGGCCGGCGGCCGAACGCUCGCCCACGGACACUUACGUCGUCCCGAGGUCGGUGUCGGAGACGGACUCGAACUACUGUGUGCCUUCGGGGCCAGGGGGAAGCAAAGCUCUACGGAGCAACACCAUUGGCCCUGUGGAUUCCUCACGUCUGCGCAAAGAUUACGGAUCACAAGACUGUUAUGAUAUCCCCAGAUCCUUCCCUACGGACAGAAACUGUUCAUUCGAGUUCAACGAACCCUUCAACAACUAUCUUAAAAACAAAGGCAUGCUGCCUGUCGGGAACACUUCCACCGAGGAGAUGGAUGAGAACUACGUGCCGAUGAGCGCAAACUCUCCGUCACAUCAGCGUUCAGGCAGCGUGUCCGAGCUGAUCCAGGAGCCCAACUACGUGCCCAUGACGCCGGGUACCGUGGAGUUCCCUUCCCUGGGGAAGCAAGUGCCUCCUCCAGCCCACAUGGGUUUCAGGUCGAGUCCCAAAACACCUCCACGAAGACCGAUGCACGUAGCCGACUGCCAGCCGCCACCUGUUGACCGAAACCUCAAGCCUGACCGCAAAGGUCAGAGUCCUAAAAUAAUCAGAGCUAAUCGGCCUGUCGGUCUUGAGCGAACCGACUCUCAAACCAUAGGUGAUUUCUCAAGACGUCGUAAGGUCAAGCCCGCCCCUUUGGACAUCAAGCCAGUUCCUGAGUGUGAGGAGUUUAUUACACCAGUGCGCUCACCCAUCACCAAGUCCUUCACCCGGGACCCCUCCAGGUUCCACACACCUCAGAGGCCACCUUCAGUGCAUAGCACCGCCUCCAGCACUGACUCCGAGGAGGGGGAUGAGAAUUAUGUCCCCAUGCAGUAUCCUAAUAUGCCUGCAGAUGAACCAAAGUUAGGACCACCCAUGAAUGCCAAAGUCGAGUAUCUGGACUUGGACUUGGACCCUGGCAAAUCCACUCGAAAGAGUAACGGGGGAGGCAUGGCAGUGUCAGAUGAGCGGGUAGAUUACGUGGUCGUGGACCAGGAGCGCACUCAAGCCCUAAAAAGCACCCGAGAGGCCUGGAGCGACGGCCGGCAGUCCACUGAGAACGACACCCCGUCCAAAGGGACCAAGUGAACCCUCAUCCCCUGCUCCUUCCCUCCGAUCCCGUCUCGGGGCCGGAGAUGGGGUGCGAUGCAGGAAGUAGAUGACGCACCUUCAUCUGCUUCUAUUAUUCAUCUAGAUUAUACUGUGAGAGAGAAGCCGGUUCAGUUCCCGUCCCACAUCAGUUGGUUUACACUGCCACCUAGCUGAGGGAAAGGCAACUGUGUGGAGGAGAGCCGGGCUUCCAGAGCGCCGUCUAUAAGCUGAGAGACGAUGUUUGUUUUCUCUACUGUGUAUCGGGGCUGAAGGAACUGCUAGACAUCACUGAUUUACAGCCCUAUCAAUCCCGUGCUAACGGAGCAGCAAAUAGACUUUCAUUUGUAUCAAGUGGACACUUGCUGCUUCACUUAGUUUUUUUUUUUUUUUUUUUCUCAGCUUGGGUUUGAAUUCCAGUCAUGUGUUCAUUCACAUUCAUGGAGUGGAAUGUUAUCUUUGAGUUUGAUCAACAUUUCUGAGUUUCUCACCAAACAGUGCUCUGCUAUAUCAUGUUCACGCGACCGCCACGGUCAGGUUACAGGAAAGUUUUCACACUUCUGCAGUUCUGUGAUAAUCUGAAGCUUUGGUACAUCCUGGUUUCUUUUUUUUUUAAGGUGGGUGUUUUGUGUUACCCACUAGAACAUUUUUAAGGUAUUGAGUGACAUGGAGGAAAAAAACAAAAAAAAAAAAACAACAAGUAAGAAGAUGAUGAUCACAGUGGACUGCUAACGUGACUGUAUAAAGUGUUGUGUAUAUUAAAUAAAGUGUCGUUUGUAUCGAAUGGCUUAGGUGUGGCCUCUGCCGGGUAGAAGUCUGCACCCUCGGGAAAGCAGGAACUGUGACUGCUGUUUUUAUUUCAUUGCAAGGUAACACAACUCAAGCGCGGAAGUCAGGUACUCACGGAAAUGAUCGAUAAUUUAGCAGUUCCUUCCUAAAUUAUUAUUUUCUUUGACUUGCUACACGAUGCAGUCCGCUCAUUGUUUCAGUAGCCUGUGAUAAAUCUUCUGAUCAGCCUUAUUUUAUUAAUUGUGCUGUAUAUGAUGCCUUGUUUGGGAAAAGAAAAGCCAGUCAGGACGUUUCAGAAGUUGUACAUUGAUCCCGCAUUCCUUUCUUGACUGGUGUAGUGAUGUAUUUUAUUGCCAGGUCGAUAAUUUAUUUCAAAUGGAUUUCCACAGUUUCUGGAGACUAACUGCCUUACGACAAACUUUUACUGUGUGAAUUUUGUACAUAUGACCGGAUGUGUAAUUUCAGCCUCAAAGUUACAGAGACUAUAUCAACUUUUAUCAUGUGCGUGACAAAUAAUUUUACUAACUAGCGAAUUCUUAGGCCAAGGAGACAUGGACACCGUCAGUGGCUUUUGCUGUAUAUAUAUACGUGCACAAACUUCCAUUUUUGUUCUAUUCUCAUGUUUAUCUUUACUGUCUGCUUUCUGUGUUCAGCCUUGUUUUUAAGGUGUAUCAUGUGGCCAGAUAAACCUCAGAUUUUCUUCAUGCUUUAUAUCUUUUCGUUUUUUAAGGAAUCAAAAAGAAAUGUACAUUUUAAAAUAAAGCAUAUUAAAAACAAACAUUUACUAUAACAUAA